Molecule: messenger RNA, 888 nt
Organism: Aethina tumida (small hive beetle)
Lineage: Eukaryota; Metazoa; Arthropoda; Insecta; Coleoptera; Nitidulidae
Exons: 3
Coding region: 102-761 (219 amino acids)
Source: RefSeq, a predicted model, not a curated record
UCGUCAUUCGCUCCGCACGCAUCGCAAGGAACACAGUUUUGGGGUUCGGACAGGUGUUGAAUUGAAGUGAAGAAGAGUUAUUUAAUUCGAACGAAACGGAAAUGGAAUUGAAGACGUGUGCGGUGCUGUUUGGUCUUUUGGCCGUUGCGGUAGCCCAAUUCCCCAAUGGGAGAAUCCUCGAGCCGCCGGUGCCGCAGUUGUGCGCCCAGAGGGUAAUUCACGAAAGGACUCCCGAUGGUAAAGGUUACUUCUUCAGCUGGAGGGAUCCGGCCUUAAAAGGUGUGGAGGAGGACUGGUUGGGCGGCAGAAACUUCUGCAGGAAACGUUGCAUGGACCUGGUCUCACUGGAGACGAGUGCCGAGAAUGAAUGGAUCAAGAAACGUAUCGUAGACGAGAAGGUCAAAUACAUCUGGACGUCGGGCAGAUUGUGCGAUUUCAAAGGCUGCGACCGUGCCGACCUUCAACCCCUGAACGUGAACGGAUGGUUCUGGACCGCCGUGCUGCAGAAACUCGCCCCGACCACCCAACGCGACCAGAACGAUUGGUCCGAGAGCGGCGGCAUCGGCAAACCCCAGCCGGACAACCGUGAGGCGCAACAGGGCGGCGCCACCGAAAACUGUUUGGCCGUUUUGAAUCAGUUCUACAACGACGGCGUUAACUGGCACGACGUCGCCUGCCACCACCGCAAACCGUGGGUGUGCGAGGAGAACGACGAUUUGCUCAAAUACGUGCGCUACACCAACCCGACGUUGGGUGUUUAAAUAUUUGAAAUGACGGGUCGCGCCCCUGGACUGAUUUAAUUUGAUUAAUUUAUUUGUUUUAUUGACGUAAGUGUAUUUUAUGCUGUUUGUAAAUUGUGCUAGUAGACUAAUAAAGAUUUUAAGUUAA